Molecule: messenger RNA, 5543 nt
Organism: Mytilus trossulus (common blue mussel)
Lineage: Eukaryota; Metazoa; Mollusca; Bivalvia; Mytilida; Mytilidae
Product: NADP-dependent malic enzyme-like
Exons: 15
Coding region: 108-1934 (608 amino acids)
Biological process (GO): malate metabolic process; pyruvate metabolic process
Cellular component (GO): mitochondrion
Molecular function (GO): malate dehydrogenase (decarboxylating) (NADP+) activity; NAD binding
Source: RefSeq, a predicted model, not a curated record
CGGAACAGUUCUUGAGUCAUCGAUAGUCAUUCAUCUAGAAAUUAUGAAGCUGGAAGUCUGUGUUCUAUGGAAACGUAUUUAAUUUUAAUUUUAUAUCAUCUUUAACAAUGGCAGGAUCCAUGCUUUGUAGAUUAAACAACAUUAAUGGUUUGGUAUUGAACAGAUUUUCCGCACCUACAGUUGCAGCCUUUUCAACCAGCCAUAAUGUAUUUGGGAAAUACAAGAUUCCAAAAGAAAAGAGAGAACUUAUCAAUCAUUCAAGAGUUAGAGGGAUUGAAAUAUUAAGGAACCCAAAACUUAAUAAGGGUCAUGCUUUUACGUUGAAAGAGAGGCAGUUAAUGGGAAUACAUGGUUUACUCCCUGCUGCCGUGGUUACGCAAGAUCAACAGAUGAAAAGGGUGCUGAAAAAUUUUGAAGAGAGACCCACAGAUGUUGAUAAGUACACCUAUUUGAUGUCACUGUCCGACAGAAACGAGAAAUUGUUCUAUAGAUGUCUGACCCAAUAUACAGAGAAAAUGAUGCCAAUUGUUUACACACCAACUGUCGGCAAAGCUUGUCAGCAGUAUGGUGUAUUAUAUAGGAAACCCAGGGGACUUUUCUUGUCUAUACAUGAUGCUGGACAUCUUUAUGACAUGAUCUGUAACUGGCCAGAAGAGAACGUGGAGGCUGUAGUUGCAACAGAUGGAGAAAGGAUUUUAGGUCUAGGAGAUUUGGGAGCCUAUGGAAUGGGAAUACCUGUAGGAAAACUAGCUCUGUACACAGCCUUAGGAGGUAUCCCACCAGAACACACACUACCAGUCAUGCUGGAUGUAGGAACCAACAAUAAGAAACUUCAAGAGGAUCCCUUAUAUAUAGGUAACAGAAAUCCCAGAGUAACAGGAAAACAGUAUGAUGACUUUAUUGAUGAAUUUAUGCAAGCUCUCAUUAAAAGAUAUGGUAUCGACACAUUGAUUCAGUUUGAGGAUUUUGCCAACAACAAUGCAUUUAGAUUUUUGGAGAAAUAUAGAGACACCUAUUGUAUGUUCAAUGACGACAUUCAAGGAACAGCGUCAGUAGCUGCGGCUGGUAUUAUUGCCUCUAUGAGGAUCACAGGCAAAAGAUUAUCUGAAAACACUUACUUGUUCCAAGGAGCUGGAGAGGCCAAUAUAGGCAUAGCUCAUCUUAUUUCUUUAGCAAUGGAAGAUGAGGGUGUCUCCCAUGAAGAGGCCAUUAGCAGAAUAUGGAUGGUAGAUUCGAGAGGACUACUUGUUAAGGAUAGACCAGCUGGGGGGAUCACAGGACAUAAAGAACUUUUCUGUAAAGAACACAAACCCAUCGAUACAUUAGGAGAGGUUGUCAAGGAGAUUAAACCAUCAGCUAUCAUUGGUGCUGCAGCAGUUCCACAUGCAUUUACUGAAGAAAUUGUACGAGAUAUGGCCAAGUUUAAUGAGCGACCAAUCAUCUUUGCUCUCAGUAAUCCAACAAGUAUGGCUGAAUGUACUGCUGAAGAAGCUUAUCAAUGGACAGAUGGAAGGUGUGUAUUUGCAAGUGGUAGUCCUUUCGAUCCAGUCACAAUAAAUGGCAAAACAUUGAUACCUGGACAAGGAAACAAUGCUUACAUCUUUCCUGGUGUAGCACUGGCUGUGAUCAGCUGUAAAAUUAAACAUAUUGACGAGCCUAUGUUUUUGAAAGCCUCACAGACAUUAUCUGGAUUAGUUACUCAACAGAAUUUAGAUGAAGGCAGAGUAUACCCACCACUUAGUGAUAUACGAGAAGUAUCCGUCAGAAUAGCUACGUCUUUGGCUGAAUAUGCCUACAGCACAGGAGCAGCAGCAGCUUACCCUGAACCAGAAAAUAAAGAAGAAUUCAUUAGAAACUAUCUUUAUCACACUGAAUAUGAAUCUUUUAUUCCUGAAACUUGGACCUGGCCUGAAAGUUGUCCUCAACGCAAGUAAUGAUACAGGAGUUACUGAGGUGCACAAAAAUGGUAAAAGUAUGGUUAGAGGCAAGAUCAGAUAGUGAUGAAUAUUGUAAUAUUUUCAAGUGUAAUAAAUGCAAAAUUCUGUGAUUUAUUUUGAAACAACAAACUUAAAAUAUUAAAUAUUUUGUAAUUUAAUAUACUUGAUAUACUUCAAAAGAGAUUAAAACAUCAUUUUUGUACAAGUGUUAAUCAUUUAGAUUAGUGUAUUUUAAAUAGCGAAGUGACUUUUAGUUUUUGGUGAUGUAUUUAUUUAUUUAUUAUUUAUUUGUUUUUAUAUCAGAAUGUUCAUGUUUAUCAUGGCAAGAUUGUGUCUCAAUAAUACUGUAUCAGUACCUUUGUAUUGGAGCAUUUAUUUCAAUGAUAAGGUAUUACUGAUAAAUCUGUUUUAAUUUUCAUGAAAGUUCAAAUAUAUCAACAUAUUACAUAACUACUUUUGUAUAAAAUUAUACAAGAUAAAAAUUUAAAUUUCAUAAACUUUUUUUUAAAUUGAUUUACAUCAAAAGAACAGAGUCAUUAAUCAAUCAUCAAAAAUGUUGUCUUUUAGAUAGAGAUAUUGUCCAAAAUUGUUGUAUAUUACACAUUAAAGGUUAAAUAUUGGCUAGAUUUUGUCCUUGUCUCCUAAACUGAUUUUUUUUUCAAUUAUCACUGGUGUUGUUUUAAAGGGGCACAUUUUGAUUAAAGUUAAUAUGGCUGGAUAAAAUUCAUGUAAUUAUGUCCAUUUAUUUCAUUUUAAUUUUUUGGUAUUCAAGUGUAUAUAUUUUCACCAAAAUACACCGACCACCAAAAACAUCAAAAUUAAUACACAGUGAUAAUUUACAUGUUAUACCUUACUGAAACGAUGUGCAUAAUAAAGUGGUUAGUGCUAUUUGUUUUUUAAGGAAAUUGACUUGAUACAAAUUAAAUAUGUUCUUCAGUUCAUUAGUAUCUGAAUUUGCCAGAUCUGAAAUAAGUUUAUAAUACUAAUAAUCAAGUUUAUUCUUAUAUACCAUGUAUACUUUAAAUUCGGAAAUUAUGUAUGAAAUAUUUUGGUUGAGAUUCAAAUUGCAAGACCAUUUUUAUUUCAGAAAAAGGAAUUCUGGUUUAGCUAUUUAAAAGAAGAGAUGUUUUUGAUUUUGUGUGAAACAAAUCACUUUGAACUUUUUACAAUAACAGCGCAAAUAAUUUCUGAAUUGACAAAUAAUAAUGUCUGAAACAAAUAUUGGAGACUUUUGUUCAAACUCUAUUUCUUCUUAUUCUUGUUCUUAAUUUUCUGCUUGCUUUAUGUCUACUACUAGCAAUGCUGGUUUCUGCAAGAAUUGUUCUGUUUUUUGGGCAUAUUGAUAUAGAAUGAACAUUGUGUGGUUUAUAUUUUGUAAGCUAAAGUUUUGUGGAUCUAAUUCAAUUCACAAAUAUGAAGCUAAAAUGCAACAAGAUAGACCAGUUAAAACUCAGACCAAUUAAGAACAAUCUUGCUCUUUUACUUUCAUUAAUUUAUAGUUCCUAGUUUCAUUUUAUAUUUAUAUUUAAUAAGUUAUUGAGAAGUGCCAUUUCUUUUAGCCAGUUGAAUUUUAUUAAUAUAGUUAAUUUUUUGGAAAAGUACAUGUCACAAAUGAAGAUCUGAUGUAUCCGUCCUUAAAUUGCAGAUAACAUAUUGCCAUAUAACAAAUUUUCAUGGUGCUUAACACAACCUUUACAAAUAUUUUUUAAGAAUUCUACUUGUCUUAAAAUCAUGGAAAUGAUUUAAUUUGAAAAAGAAUUAUUAUUGCUUGAAAUUUAAUUGUAUUCUAAUUCACAAUUUUGAGUAAAUUUAUCUACCAAUUUUUGUAUGGGUAAAUAUCUAUCACAUGUAUUUAUUUUAAAACCUGAUUUUGAUAACAAAAUUCUUUUUCACAUUAACUGCCCAUAGUAUAUUGUGUUCAAUGUUUGUAUUAAAUUGUUGUAUUUUAUAGAUGUUGUACAAAUUUAGAUUUGGUAAAUGCAUUUGUCCUGUCAUGAAAAUGCUUCAUACAGAAAUUAAUCUGAAGGUAAAUUUGAAAAAUAUUAGUUUGAAUAUUGGAUAUAUCAAAGAUUUUUCUUAAUCGUAAUUGCAAAUGUACAAAUAUUUCAGGUGUCACAUUUUUGUUGCAAGUAAAAUAAAAGAGCCCAAAGUAUAUUCUAGGGUUUUAAUUGUUGAGAAGUGUCAUUGGAAAAAGUUUAGAUUGUUAUUCACAUUACCGGUUGGAUAUAUAUUUUCAAUUUACCGAAUCAUAAAUCAGUUUUCGUCAAAAAGGCAUCUUGAAACAUAUACACGUAUAAAUAGAUACACAAGUUUAGAAUUAUGACACAAUGCUGUUGCAAUACAAAACAAUAAUGUGAAUUUGAGUAAAAAUCAUGUCUCUCUGUAACGUACUGAUAGCAAAAUAAUUUUUUGGGAAGGGACAUUCCUAUUCAUGUAAAACUAGCUUUAUCUUUUACUUAAUUGAGCCAUUUGAACUUAACAUGACUUAUAUUUUUUGUAUUUUUUCUUUGAUAUUAUUUAGUGCUAGUCUGUGACUGUUUACUUUUUUCAUUUUUUUUUUACUAAGUUUUGUAAGUGUCAGAUGAACUACGUGUUAUAUGGCCCGAGAACACAGUUAUUUCGUAGUGCAUUUCUUUUAGACAAUAAAUUCAAAUUAAAAAAAUCGCACCUGCUCUUUCUCAAAAAUAUUUUUACAGUGUAGUGUACUACCAGUGAGACAAAUAAUAUCAAAAUUAUAGAAACUUCUACCAGCUCUAACUCAAAAUAUUGACAAUUCUGUGUUAAGGGGGUGUAAAAUUCAGUUUGACAGCUUCAGACGUGAUAAAAUUUGACCUUUUAGAACUGGACCAAAUCACUACUCAACAUAAAGUUUCAGCACCCAAUUUUUUUUGACAUGUAAUUACAUCCCCCUACUUAAUAUUUCAUGCAUUUAAUAUAAAGAAAUAAAUUGGGAAAGUGUAUUAAAUAAAACAUGCAAGUUAUACACUGUUUACACUAGGGACUAUAUUCGUAGACAACUAAAACCAAAGGACGAAAACUGUGUCCUUGGACCAUAUGUCUUUAAUUUUAUUGAGCCAUUUGAACUUGAAAUAACUUCCAAACAGCAUAUUAAUGGCAAUUCUUGCUUAAUUCUCUCUGCACGUUUGUUAAGUACUUGUAUCUGACUGUUUGCAUUUUUAUUGUUAUUAUUUAUUAUUUAACAAAAUUUAGUGCUGACUGAACUAUAUGUUUUUAUCUUCAAUUAAAAGUAAAUACAUGUGUUUAUACAACUUGUAUUUCAUUUUGCUAGUGCUAUGUAUAAAAAAAUUAAAAGAGGUUGUAGUUUAUAUUUUUAUUCAGGCCAUGUUCAAUCAUAAUUGUGAUAACCUCUCUACUCAAAUUCCAUAUAAGUAUAGUUUUUCACCUAUCAAGCUUUGUUCUAUUAAUGUAAGAAAUAUAUUUUAAAGCAUGUGCUAUAAGUAUUCUGAAAAGAUUACAGCCAUAUAUCCAGAUAUAUAUAAUUUCUACCUAUUUGCCACAUGUGCAAUCUUUCAAUAGGUCCUUAAUUGCUAUCUGCCAUAUUCUUGUCUCGUUUAAUGUAUUAUAUAAAUUGAAAGGUUUAACUUG